Molecule: messenger RNA, 1098 nt
Organism: Stylophora pistillata
Lineage: Eukaryota; Metazoa; Cnidaria; Anthozoa; Scleractinia; Pocilloporidae
Product: substance-K receptor-like
Biological process (GO): G protein-coupled receptor signaling pathway
Cellular component (GO): plasma membrane
Molecular function (GO): G protein-coupled receptor activity
Source: RefSeq, a predicted model, not a curated record
AUGGAUUCACAGAAAAAUGCAGGAAUUUCCUCUCAUUUCUCAUCAGAUUUCCAAUUCAGUUUACCAACAAGAGUGAUUUUUGCCACAGCCACAUUAUUCAGCUUCCUGAUGUCUGUGAUAGGCAACUCCCUUGUGAUUUGCAUCAUAGCCAAGCAACAGUCCAUGAAAACAUCAACCAACUAUCUCAUAAGGAACUUGGCUGUUUGUGAUAUUUUAACCACUGUACUCAUGACACUAAAUUUAAUCAAAAGAAUUUUUCUCGAAGGCAAAUGGUUUGGCGGUGUUAUGGGAAGCGUCACUUGUAAAAUGGUGGAAUACGGAAACUCCGUUACACUUUUUUGUUCUCUUUCAAACCUAGUUGCUAUCGCAAUUGAUCGAUAUCUUGCUGUCACUCGACCACUAUCUUACAAGCUGUCAUCAAAAUGGCUGGUAAAAAUAUCAGUUCCUGUCAUGUGGUUGAUUUCACUUUCAUUACCUAUAGCAAGUGUGUCUGACACACAAUUAUUAUACUACGACGGUAAUGUGUGGCCAAGAUGUGAAGAGGUAGGAAAUCGAGGCUCUUGGGAUUUGUACUUGUCGAUAGCUUCUAUAAUCUGCUCAUUUAUCGCAUUGACUACGCUUUACUCAGCAAUUUCUUAUCGAAUUUGGAGAAGAAACAUUCCUGGUGAGAUGUGCAGCAAUCAAAAGGAGCUUGUUAUUCGUACAGCACGAAAGGUCACUAUUUUAAUGAUAUCAGUUGUAGUUGUCUUUUUUGUUUCAAUGGCACCAGCUUUUGUUUUUCUCAUAAUCUUCGAAUUUGGAAACGCUGGUCCUACGUUUGGAGCAACUGUAAUGCAAUACCCGUUUUUAUUUGCUUUCAGUUACUGGCUAAUUUGUAACAACAGCGCUUUUAACCCUUUGUUGUAUUUCGUAUUUAUUGAAAGUUUUCGUCAAGGCUUGAGAUCGGCUUGUUCAAGAUGUCGGGUUCCACGAUUCUCAGCGCAUAAAAGGAGGCUCGAAGCUGGACCAGAAUUAACUAGAAAUAUGCCAGCUUUGGACAUCAUCAAUAGGGAAGAAGGAAACAUUGAAAUGACGGCAUACUACAGGUACAGUUCAUAA